AUGACUAUAGAGACCAUAGCAGAUAAUUAUGACAAAGAGCAACAGGAUGCUGAUUUACGUCACCUUCACGAAAUGGGCUAUUUACAAGAACUCUACCGAGGAUUUUCGCCGCUGAUGUCAUUUUCAUAUUGUCUCACUGCUGUGAAUGUAUUAGCAUCGAUAUCACUUGGUUUUACUUUUACCUUGACGACGGGAGGCUCAGCAGUAGCCAUUUAUUCUUGGAUAGUGGCGUCAGUCUUUACCAUUUUGGUCGGCUUGUCUCUGGCGGAGAUUUGCUCGGUAUAUCCAAGUGCUGGAUCAGUUUAUCACUGGAGUGGUCAGUUAGUAUCUGCUCAACGAGCGCCAUUGGCAUCGUUUAUUUGUGGUUGGCUCAAUUUCAUUGGAAACAUUGCAUGUGAUGCUACAUUUGCAUCAGGCUUUGCGAAUAUCGUCAGUUCAGCCUUCAUUAUCAGUGAUAGGCCCCCGCUAAGCGUCAAUAUCCGAACAGCUAUCGGCAUCACUAUUUUAUUUCUGUGGUGUGCACAAAACUCUCUGCGUGUCGAUCGUAAUGGAUGGUUGAAUAACAUCGCAGCCGCCUUUCAAAUACUAUCUUCUAUCGUAAUCGUUUUUGUUCUAUACACAGCAAGCAGUCAAACAGUCACUAUUCACGAUUUAUUCACCUCGACAUAUAAUGGUACUGGUUUUCCAUUUGUUUAUGUAUGUCUGAUCAGUAUUCUUUCGACACUCUUCUCAUUUUCGGGUUAUGAAGCCAGCGCUAAUCUAUCUGAAGAAACGCAAUGUGCAACUCGAUCAGCACCAAGAGGUAUCGUUAUUACGUGUAUUUGUUCUUCGAUUUUCGGCGCUAUCUAUCUAAUGGGUCUUUUGAUUGUUAUACCAAAUGUUGAAAGAUUUAUGAAGGAUCACGAUGGAGAAACAAGUUCUGUGAAUCUAGCAGUAGCGACAUACCAAUUGGCCGUACCGGGACGUGGUGCAUUGGCGUUAGUUAUUAUUCUUUUGAUAAAUCUUUACCUAGGUGGAAUGUCGUCCUUGACAGUCACUACUCGUAUGGGAUUUUCCAUGGCUCGAGACGGUGUUUUUCCAUAUUCAUCUUACUUACGUUGGGUUCAUCAAGGAACGAAAACUCCCUUAGCUACUAUCAUGCUGGUCUUCGUUGCUGACACUGUUCUUCUCUUACUUCAGUCAGCAUCAGCAGAAUUGUUUACAAGCUUGGUUGCUAUUGGAACCAUCGGUAUUCAAACCUCUUACUUAUUACCCAUUCUAUUUCGUUGUACAUCAGCACGAAAAACAUUUCCAUCAGGGGAAUUCAAUCUAGGCCGAUUUGGCUUACCUAUUGCGACUGUAUCAUCGGUAUGGUUGAUUUUAACAUCAAUCUUAAUGUUUCUUCCAACGAAAAGCCCUAUAACGGUAGACAAUAUGAACUACAGUAUUGUAGUCUUCAUGACGGUAUUGCUAAUCGCGGGAGGUUAUUGGUUGGUUGCCGCGCGUCAUUGGUUUGUUGGUCCACAACGAGUAGAUCAUAGCAUACCGUUGUUACCACGUGGAGAACGAUCGAAUGAAAACAGGUUGAAGGACGAAAUUUUGCACGAUGAUGUGUUUGAAUAA
Messenger RNA from Adineta ricciae, 1602 nucleotides. Lineage: Eukaryota; Metazoa; Rotifera; Eurotatoria; Adinetida; Adinetidae. The record is from the annotation of a GenBank genome assembly.